Sorghum bicolor (sorghum) is the source of this 2539-nucleotide messenger RNA. RefSeq names its product probable inactive receptor kinase At2g26730. The transcript has 4 exons. Bases 291 to 2258 code for a protein of 655 amino acids. Gene Ontology annotation, molecular function: ATP binding; protein kinase activity. Gene Ontology annotation, biological process: protein phosphorylation. The record is from RefSeq and is a predicted model, not a curated record. NCBI's taxonomy places the organism in Eukaryota, Viridiplantae, Streptophyta, Magnoliopsida, Poales, Poaceae.
GCAGUUGCGUCCAUCCGGAUCGGUUGGCCCGUCGCUGCAGCCGCGACCGAACUGCCCAGAUGUUCACGUCGAAUCCACCAAAAAUCCAGCGCCCUCCUGCUACCAGCACGCACCACUGCCGCCUACUACCACCCGGCGUCCCUCCGUCUCCACGCGUAUCUUAUCAUGGUUCUCUCCCCUGCCCACUGCCUAGCUCCCUUGCCUUGCACAUCUCGGCAAGCAUUCGGUGGAAAAAAAUCGACUUCUUUUCAUGCAUGUUGCCUGCUUGACGCGAGUUUAUCGACCCCGCCAUGAACGGGAGCAAGUGUGACAUCAGACGACGACGCAAGUGGAGGCCAUGGCGGUGGUGGCUCGUCGCUUCGUGGGUUCUAGCGGUGUUCCUGCAGCGGGGCGGCGCCGCGGAGGUGACGGAGCUGGACCUGGAGGAGCGCCGUGACGAGCGGCGCGACCUGCUGGUGCUGCGCGACACGCUGCGGUCGGCGCUGGACCUGCACUCCAACUGGACGGGUCCUCCGUGCCACGGCGAGCGUAGCCGGUGGCGCGGCGUGUCGUGCGACGGCGACGGGCGCGUGGUCCGCGUGGCGCUCGACGGCGCGCAGCUCACGGGCACGCUCCCGCGUGGCGCGCUCCGCGCCGUGUCGCGCCUCGAGGCGCUGUCCCUGCGCGGGAACGCGCUCCACGGCGCGCUCCCGGGGCUCGACGGCCUGCCGCGGCUCCGCGCCGUCGACCUGUCCAGCAACCGGUUCUCGGGCCCCAUCCCGCGCCAGUACGCCACGUCGCUGCGGGACCUCGCGCGGCUCGAGCUCCAGGACAACCUGCUCAGCGGCACCCUCCCGGCGUUCGAGCAGCACGGCCUCGUCGUCUUCAACGUCUCCUACAACUUCCUCCAGGGCGAGGUCCCCGGCACCGCCGCGCUGCGCCGGUUCCCCGCGAGCGCGUUCGACCACAACCUCAGGCUCUGUGGCGAGGUUGUGAACGCCGAGUGCCUGGAGGGCCCGACGACGUCGUCCGGUGCUCCAGCGUAUGGAAGCAGCGGCAGCAGUCCGGUCGUCGUGAGGCCGCCGGCUGGCGACGGCGGUCGGGCGGCACGGAAGCACGCGCGGUUCAGGCUGGCGGCGUGGAGCGUCGUGGCGAUCGCCCUCAUCGCGGCGCUGGUGCCGUUCGCGGCUGUGUUCAUCUUCCUGCACCACAGGAAGAAAAGCCAGGAGGUCCGUCUCGGCGGCCGUGCCAGUGCCGCAGUGACGGCGGCGGAGGACAUCAAGGACAAGGUGGAGGUGGAGCAAGGCCGAGGGAGCGGCAGCCGGAGCACGGAGUCCGGCAAGGGGGGCGAGCUGCAGUUCUUCCGCGAGGACGGGCAAGCCAGCUUCGACCUCGACGAGCUCUUCCGGUCCACGGCGGAGAUGCUCGGCAAGGGGCGGCUGGGGAUCACGUACCGGGUGACCCUCCAGGCCGGCCCCGUCGUCGUCGUGAAGCGGCUGCGCAACAUGUCGCACGUGCCGCGCAGGGACUUCACGCACACCAUGCAGCUCCUGGGCAAGCUCCGGCACGAGAACGUCGUCGACCUCGUCGCGUGCUUCUACUCCAAGGAGGAGAAGCUGGUCGUGUACGAGCACGUUCCCGGGUGCAGCCUCUUCCAGCUCCUGCAUGGAAACAGAGGCGAGGGGAGGACGCCGCUGCCGUGGCCGGCGCGGCUGUCGAUAGCGCAGGGCAUGGCGCGCGGGCUGGCGUACCUGCACAAGUCGAUGCCGUACUUCCACCGGCCGCCGCACGGCAACCUCAAGUCGUCCAACGUGCUCGUCUUCUUCUCGGCGGCUGCCAAUGGCGGACAGCAGAAGCAGGCGGUGCCGAAGCUGACGGACCACGGCUUCCACCCGCUGCUCCCGCACCACGCGCACCGGCUGGCGGCGGCCAAGUGCCCCGAGUUCGCGCGCCGCGGCGGCAGGCGGCUGUCGUCCCGCGCCGACGUGUACUGCCUAGGCUUGGUGCUGCUGGAGCUGGUGACGGGGAAGGUGCCCGUGGAGGAAGACGGCGACCUGGCGGAGUGGGCGCGGCUGGCGCUCAGCCACGAGUGGUCCACGGACAUCCUCGACGUGGAGAUCGUCGGCGACCGGGGACGGCACGGGGACAUGCUCAGACUCACCGAGGUCGCUCUCCUCUGCGCCGCCGUCGAUCCCGACAGGCGGCCCAAGGUGCAGGACGCCGUCAGGAUGAUCGACGAGAUCGCCGACGGCGACGGAUCAGAGCUAGAUCGUCGUUGAGCUAGCUCUAUGACUACGACGAUGCAGGGUGUGGGCUGGUCGACAUGAUCUUCUUGGUUUCGAAUUUAUUUGAUUUGUAUGUCAAAAACACAAAAUCGUUUCGCUUUCAGUUUUUCUUCCCUUUUCAAUUGUAACAUUGCAAUCGAGCAGGAAGUACUGCAUCGAUGCUCCCUGAUCGAUUUCUCUGGUGCAAUCAGAGAAAAGGACCAUGAACUCGUGAAGUUCGUAUCUGUUAGCACUGAAACUUAUACCUCAGGUGAUUUGAGGCUCUUAGAGUUGCA